Messenger RNA from Sorex araneus (European shrew), 5792 nucleotides. RefSeq names its product kinesin family member 5A (gene KIF5A). The coding region runs from base 177 to 3275 and encodes 1032 amino acids. The record is from RefSeq and is a predicted model, not a curated record. The transcript has 29 exons. Gene Ontology annotation, biological process: microtubule-based movement. NCBI's taxonomy places the organism in Eukaryota, Metazoa, Chordata, Mammalia, Eulipotyphla, Soricidae. Gene Ontology annotation, molecular function: ATP binding; microtubule binding; microtubule motor activity.
CCGCAGCAUCCCGCCCGCCCGCCCGCGCCGCAUCCCGCCCGCCCGGCCCCGCGCCCCGGCCUCUCCGCCCGCGAGCCCGCACCUGCCCUCGGCCGAGCGCCCCCGCCCCGGGAGCACGCGAGCACCCCCCCUCCCGCGCCAGGAGAGCCCCCCAGACCCCGCGCCCGAGACCCGCGAUGGCCGAGACCAACAACGAGUGCAGCAUCAAGGUGCUCUGCCGGUUUCGGCCCCUGAACCAGGCCGAGAUUCUGCGGGGGGACAAGUUCAUCCCCAUCUUCCAGGGCGACGACAGCGUCGUUAUCGGGGGGAAGCCAUAUGUCUUUGACCGGGUAUUCCCGCCAAACACGACUCAGGAGCAGGUGUACCAUGCAUGUGCCAUGCAGAUUGUCAAAGACGUCCUUGCUGGCUACAACGGCACCAUUUUUGCGUACGGACAGACAUCCUCAGGGAAAACCCACACCAUGGAGGGCAAGCUGCACGACCCCCAGCUGAUGGGGAUCAUCCCUCGGAUUGCGCGCGACAUCUUCAACCACAUCUACUCCAUGGACGAGAACCUGGAGUUCCACAUCAAGGUCUCUUACUUUGAGAUUUAUCUGGACAAAAUCCGUGACCUUCUGGAUGUGACCAAGACCAACCUGUCUGUGCACGAGGACAAGAACCGGGUGCCAUUUGUCAAGGGCUGCACCGAGCGCUUUGUGUCCAGCCCUGAGGAGAUCCUAGAUGUGAUCGAUGAAGGGAAGUCGAAUCGUCACGUGGCCGUCACCAACAUGAACGAGCACAGUUCCCGGAGCCACAGCAUCUUCCUCAUCAACAUCAAGCAGGAGAACAUGGAGACGGAACAGAAGCUCAGCGGGAAGCUGUACCUGGUGGACCUGGCGGGGAGCGAGAAGGUGAGCAAGACGGGAGCAGAGGGAGCCGUGUUGGAUGAAGCAAAGAAUAUCAACAAAUCGCUGUCUGCCCUGGGGAAUGUCAUCUCUGCGUUGGCGGAGGGCACUAAAAGCUACGUGCCGUACCGUGACAGCAAAAUGACCAGGAUCCUGCAGGACUCCCUUGGGGGCAACUGCCGGACAACCAUGUUCAUCUGCUGCUCCCCAUCGAGCUACAACGAUGCAGAGACCAAGUCCACCCUGAUGUUUGGGCAGCGGGCGAAGACCAUUAAGAACACGGCGUCGGUGAACCUGGAGCUGACGGCUGAGCAGUGGAAGAAGAAGUACGAGAAGGAGAAGGAGAAGACCAAGGCUCAGAAGGAGACCAUCGCCAAGCUGGAGGCGGAGCUGAGCCGUUGGCGCAACGGAGAGAACGUGCCCGAGACGGAGCGUCUGGCGGGCGAGGGCGCCGCGCUGGGGGCCGAGCUCUGCGAGGAGACGCCGCUGAACGACAACUCGUCCAUCGUGGUGCGCAUCGCGCCCGAGGAGCGGCAGAAGUACGAGGAGGAGAUCCGCCGCCUCUACAAGCAGCUGGACGACAAGGAUGACGAGAUCAACCAGCAGAGCCAGCUCAUAGAGAAGCUCAAGCAGCAAAUGCUGGAUCAGGAGGAGCUGCUGGUGUCCACCCGAGGGGACAACGAGAAGGUCCAGCGGGAGCUGAGCCACUUGCAGUCGGAGAACGACGCCGCCAAGGACGAGGUGAAGGAGGUGCUGCAGGCCCUGGAGGAGCUGGCCGUCAACUACGACCAGAAGUCGCAGGAGGUGGAGGAGAAGAGCCAGCAGAACCAGCUGCUGGUGGAUGAGCUGUCCCAGAAGGUGGCGUCCAUGCUGUCCCUGGAGUCCGAGCUGCAGCGGCUGCAGGAGGUCAGCGGACACCAGCGGAAGCGAAUCGCCGAGGUGCUGAACGGGCUGAUGAAGGACCUGAGCGAGUUCAGCGUCAUCGUGGGCAACGGGGAGAUCAAGCUGCCGGUGGAGAUCAGCGGGGCCAUCGAGGAGGAGUUCACGGUGGCUCGACUCUACAUCAGCAAGAUCAAGUCAGAAGUCAAGUCCGUGGUGAAGCGAUGCCGGCAGCUGGAGAACCUCCAGGUGGAAUGUCACCGCAAGAUGGAAGUGACCGGCCGGGAGCUGUCGUCCUGCCAGCUCCUCAUCUCCCAGCACGAGGCCAAGAUCCGCUCGCUGACGGAGUACAUGCAGAGUGUGGAGCUGAAGAAGCGGCACCUGGAGGAGUCCUACGACUCCCUGAGCGACGAGCUGGCCAAGCUGCAGGCCCAGGAAACUGUGCAUGAGGUGGCCCUGAAGGACAAGGAGCCGGACACGCAGGACGCGGACGAGGUGAAGAAGGCCCUGGAGCUGCAGAUGGAGAGUCACCGGGAGGCGCAUCACCGGCAGCUGGCCCGCCUCCGGGACGAGAUCAACGAGAAGCAGAAGAUCAUUGACGAACUCAAAGACCUGAACCAGAAGCUGCAGCUGGAGCUCGAGAAGCUUCAGGCCGACUAUGAGAAACUGAAGAGCGAGGAGCACGAGAAGAGCAGCAGGCUGCAGGAGCUGACAUUUCUGUACGAGCGACACGAGCAGUCCAAGCAGGACCUCAAGGGGCUGGAGGAGACAGUUGCCCGGGAACUCCAGACCCUCCACAACCUUCGCAAGCUGUUCGUUCAAGACGUCACGACUCGAGUCAAGAAAAGUGCAGAAAUGGAGCCCGAGGACAGUGGGGGGAUUCACUCCCAAAAGCAGAAGAUUUCCUUUCUUGAGAACAACCUGGAACAACUUACAAAGGUUCACAAACAGCUGGUACGUGACAAUGCAGAUCUGCGUUGUGAGCUUCCUAAGCUGGAAAAACGACUUAGGGCUACGGCUGAGAGAGUUAAGGCCCUGGAGGGCGCACUGAGGGAGGCCAAGGAGGGCGCCAUGAAGGACAAGCGCCGCUACCAGCAGGAGGUGGACCGCAUCAAGGAGGCCGUGCGCUACAAGAGCUCGGGCAAGCGGGGCCACUCGGCCCAGAUCGCCAAACCUGUCCGGCCUGGGCACUACCCAGCAUCCUCACCGACCAACCCCUAUGGCACCCGGAGCCCCGAGUGCAUCAGUUACACCAACAACCUCUUCCAGAACUACCAGAACUUAUACCUGCAGGCUGCACCGAGCACCACCUCAGAUGUGUACUUCGCAGAGUCCUGCACCAGCGGCGGGGCCACGUCCUCCGGCGGCCCCUGGACUUCCUACCAGAAGGCCAACACGGACAAUGGAAACGCCACGGAUAUCAAUGACAAUAGGAGCGACCUGCCCUGCGGCUACGAGGCUGAGGACCAAGCCAAGCUGUUCCCUCUCCACCAAGAGACCGCAGCCAGCUAAUCUCCCCGGGGACUGCUGCGUAGCUGCAUUUUCAGUUUCUAAGAGGGACUGAGGCCUCUCCUCUCAGCAUGCUGCUCUCCUGUGGUCUCUGACACUAACUCGCGCCCCGACCCCUGUCGUUUGACUGUCCCGUGUGACGUCUCCUCUCCCUCCCUCUCUCUUUGUACUCUGUAUCUAUCUACCAGAAGCUGCUGCUGCGUCUCUGUCCCAAGUAUCUAACGAUGUAUUUAGCGAUUUCUAAACGUAGUGUAGCCCCUCCUUGCGGGGGCCCGUAGGGAGGAGGGCGGAUGUGUCUUCUUUCUCCCUCACAUACUCGUCUCUCACCCUGAUUGGUGUUAGUCCUGGAGAUGAUGGAAGGAAAAAGCGGGAGUUGGAGGGCUGCCCUCCUUCACACACAGGCGCGCGUGCAAGGGCACGCACACACCCACGCCGGUGCGCACACACGUGCACACGCGUGCGCGCACACGCCGACACACACACACACGCACCGCACACACACACACAAAGCCUUAAGCAGAAGAAGUCUUAGCAUCCAGAGAGAAAUCCACGCUUCGGCCUCCUCGCGGAGUGAGUGCAGGGGGGAACGGAAAGACUGCUACAGCUGAUGCAGAAUUUGCUUCAUCCACCUCUCACCUGAACGGAGGGAUUCUGGGUGUGCACCUGUCCUCUCAAGUCUGUCUUAUGCCUCCCUGCUCCUGGUCUCCCCUAGAAGAACAAGAACCUGGGAUCUUGUCAAAGGACUUUUUGAUCCCGAUUCUCAAGGGGCCCCUUCCCUUUCCCCUAAAAACUCCUUUUGAGAUCCUCUACACCAGUUCAUAAGCAGGAUACAGUUGUUUAAAAAAAAAUCCACCGACGGGAGCCAGAGAGAGAGUAUAGCAGAACAGGUGCUUGCCUUGCGUGUGGCUGGUCCAGGUUUGAUCCCCGGCGCCCCAGAGGGUCCCCUGAGCCCUGCCAAGCAUGACCCCUGAGCACAGAGCCAGGCAGGAGCAAGUCCUGAAUAUUGCCAGGUGUGGCCCAAAUGAACACAAUUUAAAAAGUCCAUUGAAACUUGAGACAGAGCUUUCUCAAGAGUUGGUCAAGUGACUGUUUAUCUGUCCAUGGCAGAGUCAAGACAACUGCUUCCUUGAGUUGGGGAAAGGACAUAGGCUUGGAAAUUCCCGAAUAUUUUUUUGCCACAGAGAUGAGCUGGAAUUCUAUCUGUCCCAUAUUGGGCUGCACAUUCUUCCCAUUGGGGGGGCUUCCAGCCCAUUGGCAAAAUAUCUAUCUUGAGAUACCUUCCUGUCAAGCUGGAGCCUGAUUUUUACCCAAUAUAUAUUAACAAAAAAAAUUUUUUUUUUACACAGAGUUCCUUCUAUAAUGUCCCCAUUUGGUAUUACAUGCACUUUAAAUAAAUGGACAAGAUCGAUUUUUCUGGAGGUGCAAGAGCCCUGGGGCUCUCCCCCCGCCCCUCCCCAUGUAGUUGAUAGGCCUCUCGGUUUGGUUUCCCAGUUCUUUCCUUCCACAUGGUGCUAAGGUGGUUUUCUCGGUAACUGCAGGGAUGAGAGUGGAGGUCAUGAGCCAGUUCAGGUCAAGAACAUCUGGUGUGAGGAUACCCAGUUUUCUCUAGGAGUGGAGAAUGGGAGGCAGGGCAGCCCAUCACCCAACUGCUAAGCCAGGAAAGAAAACUCAGUGUGAGAAAACUCAGUGCCCGCUGGUCAAUAGAGGCAAGAUUGGUCCAUGAUUCUGCAAGGGAAAAACAACAACAACAACCCUCCUUUAUGUGUUGGGUCCUUUUUAGCAAGGCUUUUCAAAAUAUAAUCAUUUAAAGACUUCCCCCCCCCAAAAAAAAAAACAAAUUUAAACUUUGAAGAUAAACUACCUAAACUGCUGCCAAACUGGGCUCUUAGCAUUUUUCACUCGGCGGCUUUGCUCGUGGGGGAACCUUCAUGGUCCGCAGGGAGCCACCCAGCCCCGGCAGCCUGAAGGUCCUGCUCUGGGGAAGGGGGUCCAGUCUGGCUCCCCUCGCCACUCAGCCAGGGGAGAAGGGGCGGGGCGGAGGGGCUCACGCGCUGUCUCCAGACCCUGCGGUGCAGAAGCCCCCGGGAGGCGGUGCUGGUGGUCUCCAGGAGGGCACGCCCUAACCCAGAGGGCUCUAUGGACUCUGCCACCAGAUGAUUCUUUUCACACGCAUCAGAGAAAGUGAAGGUGUCGGGCAGCCGAGGGGAAAGAGGAGAGGGGGCUGCCUUCUCUUUUGUAAGACGUAAGGGAACACGCUUGCAGAAAUAAGGAACCCAGACGCGAGCACACACACGCACAGAAAGCCUUCACCAGGGUCCCCCCACAGCCGCCUCCUCCACCCCGCCACCCUCACCACGUUUCUUUCAAAGAGCCGGGGUCCCCACAAACCCCCGGCCGGUCCACUCACAUCUGCCAAAAUGUUGCAUGCCAGCGUGGAAGACAAACCAAACUGCACAAACCCCAGUGUGUAUUUACUUGAUGUACAUAGAUGACUUUAAAAUAAAACCGAUUCAAUGAUGA